GAUCAUCAGUCUCGCGCGAUCGAGCCGUGCAGCGUGGUGGACAUGUAUGGAAACUGGAGACGUGUGUCUGAUGAAAGCUUAUAUAUAGUGUAGAAAGGGUAGCAUAGUGCACGGCUGCAAAGAGCAGAUGAUGUGUUGACUCCGCCAUAUUGAUUCCAAUAUCUCGUGCGUUACGUUAUUUAUUUUCUCGCGGAGUCAGAGAAUCAUUUCUUGAUAGAAAAUGAUCGAGCAAGCGAAAACUGACGUAACUUCGAGCACGAAAGCAACCGAUUUGGAGUUUGCAGCUCCGGACAAGCAAAAAGCUCGUGCAUUUUUACGUGAACGUUUCCUGCGCGUUCUAACUGGCAUUGUCGGUAAACAAGUGGAAUUUUAUUUACAUGAAAACACUCGUGUAUUGGGUGAAUUCAAAGGCUGCGAUGUGGAAUGUUCCGAGAUUUUCGUGAGGAAUUUGAAAACACCAUUGGGGACGAUACCGGAAGCUAUUCUGCGAAGUGGUGAUAUUAUCUAUUUAGAUAUAGGCAACAUUAAUAUUGAUCAAUGAAAAAGGUAUGUACAAAAAAGAGCAGGUAAAUGUUACAAUAAUAUCAUUAAAGACAUUACUGUGUAAGAAAAUCUGCAUUUUAUUGUUAAAUGCAUUUUUGUAACUGUUUGCCGAAACAGUUAUCUCACAUAUUAUAUAGAUAAACAUUUUAAUAUAUCUAAGAGCGACGCAUAUUUAACAUCGUAUUUAUUUCUGAGAUAAUGCGCCUUAAGUGAUCGAUUAUUUCCUUAAUGUGCCUAUUUUUUAAUAUCACUUGCUGUAAAAAAAAUAAAUUUUUAUUAAAA
This is a messenger RNA of Nylanderia fulva, 825 nucleotides long. RefSeq names its product gem-associated protein 7. The record is from RefSeq and is a predicted model, not a curated record. Gene Ontology annotation, cellular component: SMN-Sm protein complex. Lineage: Eukaryota; Metazoa; Arthropoda; Insecta; Hymenoptera; Formicidae. Gene Ontology annotation, biological process: spliceosomal snRNP assembly.